This is a messenger RNA of Vitis riparia (riverbank grape), 3978 nucleotides long. RefSeq names its product probable disease resistance protein At4g27220. The transcript has 5 exons. Gene Ontology annotation, molecular function: DNA binding; DNA-binding transcription factor activity; protein binding. Gene Ontology annotation, biological process: regulation of DNA-templated transcription. Lineage: Eukaryota; Viridiplantae; Streptophyta; Magnoliopsida; Vitales; Vitaceae. The record is from RefSeq and is a predicted model, not a curated record. The coding region runs from base 1 to 2655 and encodes 884 amino acids.
AUGGAAACGAAGCGGAGGAAGACAGAAGAGUUUCCGGCGGAGGGUUCUAGGGACCCCGGUGCCGUGGAUUCUAUGAAGCUCAGCGGCGAUAGUGGAGAUGAUAGGAGUGAUCUCAGCGAUAUUCAUUCGAAUUCCAAUGCUGAGGGCUUAGAUGACGACGUUCAAAAACCGGAAGAGCAUCCACAUGAAGUUGCUGGCGUUAAGCCUAGCACCAAUGUUGAGGAGGUGCAUUUCAAACUGGAAGGGCAUCCACAUGAAGUUGCUGGCGUUAAGCCUAGCACCAAUGUUGAGGAGGUGCAUUUCAAACUGGAAGGGCAUCCACAUGAAGUUGCUGGCGUUAAGCCUAGCACCAAUGUUGAAGAGGUGCAUUUCAAACUGGAAGAGCAUCCGCAUGAAGUUUCUGGCGUUAAGCCUAGCACCAAUGCUAAGGAGGUGUUUUUCAGAGGCGUUAGGAAGAGACCAUGGGGAAGACACGCCGCUGACAUCAAGGAUCCUCGGAGGAAGGGCUAUGUUUGGCUUGGAACUUUUGAUACGGCGGGGGAAGCUGCCAAGGCGUAUCAGGCGUAUGAUGCCGCUGCCAGGGAGCUUCAUGGCCCCAAGGCCAAGACCAACUUUCCUAUGAAAAUCAAUAAGGCAGAUCAUGACCAUACUAUAAAACAGAAAAUGUGUCCAAGCAGAAUGUGUUUAAGUGAAAUUACUGAUGAUAAGUCUAAGCCUAAUGCCAAUGCUAAAGAGGUGCAUUUCAGAGACAUUCAGAAGAACACCGAUGUGGAAGUGUAUGUCACCGCCGCGAGGGAGUUUCUUGGCCCCAAGGCCAAGACCAACUUUCCUGUGGAGAUCAAUGUGGAGAAUAAGGCUGACCAUUACCAUACUAUAAUCAUGGACAGAAUUUGGGAAUUGAACAAAAAGAAAGAUAUUGCGUGCCUUAUUUUGUCAUAUCCUCCUUUGAACUUGGUGAGCAAAGAGAGGCACAAAGGCUGGAUUAUGGAUGUUUUAGCAAUAACUCACAAAGUAAGAAAAUUGAAAGCGUCUUCCAAAGAGAAAGAGGUAAAUCUUCCAGAGCUGGUUUCUGACAUCACUGGACUACUUUACCAUUCAUUCCAUGAUAUUGAAGCUUACGUUCCACAUGAUAUGAUAGAGGAGAUGCGUGAGGAGACUACUGAGAGUAGAAUGCCUGAAAAGGAAGUGCUAAAUCUGACUAUUGAUUUUGCUAUUCGCCAAAUUUUAGAGUACAUAGAAAUUCCUGAACUUCGAAGGAUUGGCAUUUCAGGAAUAGAUGAUACAAGGCUUGUGUCAAGAUUGAAGAAUUUGCCAUCGAUAAGGAACAUGUUUGAUGUUAUUAUUCUUGUUAGUGCCUCUAAUUAUAAGACCAUUGAAGAAAUUGAAGAUAGCAUCGCAAGAGAAUUAGGUCUCUCAACAGUGAGCACACAACAAGUAGAUGAAUUGCUGAAAAACAAAAACUUCUUAAUCCUUCUGAAUGACAUAGAUCAUUCGAUAAAAUUGAAUGACGUGGGGACAAACUUGUGGAAUUUGAAGAACAUUCAGAAGAUAGUUUCUACAUCUAGAUUUCCUGGAGUUCAUCACAUGCAAGUGGAUCUGGAGAUCAGGUUGAAGGAUCAUCUACUAUCAUGGGAAUUGUUUUAUAGGAAUGUUGAAAAAGUGCAUUCUUUGAGCAUCGGUAUCCAACUCCAAGCCAUACAUGUGUUGAAACAGUGUUGUGGCCAUUUACUUGCCACAGUUCUAAUGGCAAGAGCCUUGAAAGGUGUCAACAAUGUUCGCAUCUGGGAAUAUUCAUCUCAUGCACUGCAGUUGCUACCACCAUCACAAACGGAAGAUAGAAUUUUGUUUAAUGCAUUAGCAUUCAUUUGGGGGCUUUUAGGUUCAGCAGAUCAGAAAUGUGUAAAAUACUGUGCAUCUUACUUGGAGAGGGAAGGGACAGACAACGUUGAUUUGAUUGGAAGGUGGAUCAAAGGCGGAUUAAUUGGAUCGAUUGAUGAAGGGGAUGAGAUUAUUCGAAAUCUUGUCAAUGCCUUGCUAUUGGAGAGUUUUCAGAAUGGAAAUUCAGUGCGAAUGCGAGAUGAAAUCUUCAAGGAGUUAGUAAAAUUGUUUAAAACUGAAAUGAACCCAAUGCUUCUUGAACUAGGUGGGAUGGAACUAAGGGAGGCACCAGUAGAAGAGGCAUGGAAGGAAGCUGGGAGUAUUCUCUUGAUGAAUAAUAGAAUAUCUAAGCUACCGAAAAAUCCUCAUUGCCCAAAACUCAACAUAUUAUUCUUACAAGUCAACCAUCAUCUGAGAGUCAUUCCUCCAUUUUUUUUCGAAUGCAUGCCCAUCCUUCAAAUCCUAGACUUGUCCCAUACUAGGAUAAGAUGUUUACCACAAUCUCUUUUUAAAUUGGUCCUACUCCGAAAAUUAUUUUUAAAAGGUUGUGAACUCUUCAUGGAGCUCUCACCUGAAGUUGGAGGACUGAGUCAUCUUGAGGUGCUUGAUCUUCAAGGGACUGAAAUCAUAAAUUUGCCUGCUAGCGUUGGGAAAUUAACAAAUUUGAGAUGCUUGAAAGUGUCAUUUUAUGGGUAUAACAACAACAGUAGAAAAAACCACAAACCAGAUACAGUCAUUCCUAAGAAUGUGAUAGCCAAUUUGCUUCAAUUGAAAUAGUUAAGCAUAGAUGUGAAUCCAGAUGAUGAGAGAUGGAAUGUGACCGUGAAAGAUAUUGUAAAGGAAGUUUGCAGCUUAGAUCAGUUGGAUUCUCUUAAACUUUACUUGCCAGAUGUUGUACUUUUGAAUGGCUUGAGGAAUGGUUCAUCAUCAACGGAACUGUCACUGAUGCACUAUAGGUUUAUUGUUGGCAGCCAUAUGAAGCGCAUAAUAUCCCGACUACCACUGGAAAUUGCGGGUAAAUUUGAAGAACAAGAAAGAUGCUUGAAAUAUGUAAAUGGUGAAGGUGUCCCAACUGAAAUUAAGGAGGUACUCCAGCAUGCUACUGCAUUGUUCCUGGAUCGUCAUUUAACUCUUACCAGUUUAUCUCAGUUUGGGAUUGGAAAUAUGGAGAAUCUGAAAUUUUGUGUAUUAGGAGAAUGCAAUCAGAUCCAAACCAUUGUAGAUACAGAUAAUGAUGGAGAUGUUCUGCUUGAAUCACUACAAUAUUUGAAUCUUCAUUAUAUGAAGAAUUUAAGGAGCAUCUGGAAGGGGCCGCCUAGUGGGAGAUCUCUACUCAGUCUAAAAUCUUUGAUGUUGUAUACCUGCCCUCAAUUGGCUACAGUCUUUACUUUGAAUUUGCUAGAAAAUCUCUACCACUUAGAGGAGCUUGUGGUUGAAGACUGCCCUGAAAUCAACAGCUUAGUGACUGGUGAAGAUCUAUCAGAUCUACCACUAUGUCUGGAUUAUCUUCCAAAGUUGAAGAAAAUAUCACUUCAUUACUUGCCUAAAUUGGUCAGUAUUUCAAGUGGUUUGAGGAUUGCACCAAAUUUAGAGUGGAUGAGCUUCUAUGGUUGCCCAAGCCUCAGAACUCUUUCCCCAUAUGAAUGCAGGCUUGAUAAUUUGAAGGUGAUAAUAGGAGAGGCAGACUGGUGGAGCGCUUUGAGUUGGGAAAAAUCAGAAUGGCUUCGGAUACCAAAUCUGGACUCUAUCUUUGUUCCAAUUGAAAGGGACAAAGAUUGGAUGACACAGUUAGCAGAAUUGAACAAUCAACUUAAAGCUUGGAUGCAAUAAACAAAGCCUUCUCAACCGUCAGGUUCUGGAACAAGCUCAAAGCAGAAGCAAGUGCUUGGGGCACUCUCAGGACACCAAAUGGCUACUUCGAGCUCGAUGAGUGCGGGAAAAUUAAGCCUUGACUUGGAACUUUAAUUUCCAGACCAUUGCUGACUGUUAUUUCUUUACUUCUUUUACAUUAUGUUUGGUUGUGAAGAAAAGGAAACUUAGAACCUUACAAAAACUAUGUUAAUUUGGAUUAUCAAGCCUUGCUUCUCUGAUCUCUUUGAA